AUGAGUAUCGGCAACAAGCACGUCUUGUGGUAUGACCCAACUACCAAAGAGGAGCUCAAGGCUCAACGACCUACCGCCUAUCAAACCGGCAAAGGCAACGCUUCUGGUGGCAUCCAAGGCAUGACCGACCCAGACACGGUCAACUUCAAGACCACCGUCUUCAACAAGGUGGCCAAGUCCUUCUCCGCGCUCUUCAGCAACCACGCGGACCGGUACGAGCGUCGCAAGGAUUGCCCCGUGGGCUGGACCACCGGCGGCCAGAUCGGCUGGCUCCGGGAGGAGCAGGACUCGCAGUACCAUCUCAUGGAGGAACUGGAGCUCAAGAUUGAGGGGCUGAGGAAGGACGUCAGGCAGCAGGAGGAGCUCAUCAAGGCGUACGAGGUCAAGGUGGCGCAGAACGAGGAGUACCUGCAGUACUGCAUGCACUGGAUCACCAUGGCGCAGGUGUUUGGGGAUGUUCCCGUUGCCAAGGACCGCAUGAUGUGGAAGUCUGGCCGUGUUGUGUUCGAGGAGGACAAGGAUGAGGAUGAGGACGAGGCUAUGGAGGAGGAUGCUAAGGGAACCAUGGCCUCGGGCACUCAUCACACUGCUUACCAAUAG
Molecule: messenger RNA, 600 nt
Organism: Trichoderma reesei QM6a
Lineage: Eukaryota; Fungi; Ascomycota; Sordariomycetes; Hypocreales; Hypocreaceae
Exons: 1
Coding region: 1-600 (199 amino acids)
Source: RefSeq, a predicted model, not a curated record